AUGGAUCAACACAGUACUUCUAAUGAUGGCCGAGCCCAGACCACAUACAUGGAUGCUGAUUUGUACACGGCUGCAUCGAAAGGCAACAUCAGCAAGCUGGAGCAGCUAGAAGCUUGUGAUCUUGGCCGCCAACGGACCCCCAAAAGUAACACUAUCCUUCAUAUUGCAGCUCAAUUCAGUCAACUGGACUGUGUUAAACGGAUCCUUGAAUUGACUUCAUUUUCAUCUCUACUGAAGAUAAAUUUGAAAGGAGACACCCCACUUCACCUUGCAGCAAGAGAAGGGCAUUUGACAGUCGUCGAAGCUCUAAUUCAAGCUGCAAAACCUCCCAAUGAGAUUGAAAGUGGGGUGGGAGUAGAUAAGACAAUUCUGAGGAUGGCCAAUAAAGAGGGAGACACAGCCUUGCAUGAAGCAGUGAGGUAUCAUCACCCUGAGGUGGUGAAAUUAUUGAUUAAGGAAGACCCUCAGUUUACCUAUGGUCCUAAUAUUUCUGGUGGAACGCCUAUUCACAUGGCGGUGGAGCGAGGACAUGUAGACUUGGUGCAAAUAAUCAUAGAAAACACUAGGACUUCACCAGCUUACAGUGGCAUCUUGGGAAGAACUGCUUUGCAUGCUGCUGUAAUUCGCAACGACCCAGAAAUAACAACCAAGUUGUUGGAAUGGAAGCCAUCUCUAACCGAAGAAGUGGACCAAAAUGGGUGGUCUCCCCUUCACUGUGCUGCCUACUUUGGUUAUACCACGAUUGUGAGGCAAUUACUAAACAAAUCAGUUAAAUCUGUAGCUUACCUCGGAAUCAAACCUGGCAAGCAAACCGCCCUUCACCUUGCAGCUAUCCGUGGCCAUAAAGACAUAGUAGAUCUGCUGCUGUCUUCCCAUCCAGAUUGUUGCGAGCAGGUUGAUGAUAACGGCAAAAAUGUUCUUCACUUUGCCAUGAUGAGAAAGCAAGAUGAUUAUCCUAGGAUGUUUUUACAAAAUGAUGGAUUAAGAGUGAGAGGACUUUUAAAUGAGAGAGAUGCUCAAGGAGACACACCCCUCCACCUGCUUGCUUCUUACCUAAUUGAUGAUGAAAAUUUUGUAUUGGACGAUAAAGUGGAUAAGAUGGGGCUCAACAAUGAAAACUUAACCCCCAAGGACAUGGUUUCAAGAGCCACCGACAAUGGGCUGCAAAAGAAAUUAGUCAUGGAUUGCUUCAACACAAGUAAGGAAGCGGGUAUUGGACCUUUAAGUUGGGUGCCGAGGGACAAAGAGGUCACGAGGGACAGAGAAGACAAAGGUAGUAGUGGAAGCAAUUCCAUCUCUACCUUGAAGAAAGUAGGUGAAACUCAUUUAAUUGUGACAGCACUGGUAGCAACUGUAACCUUUGCAGCUGGCUUCACCUUGCCUGGUGGUUACAAUGAAAAUGAUGGCCUGGCAACCCUAGGAAAGAAAGAAGCUUUCAAAGCAUUUGUUGUCGCGGAUACUUUAGCCAUGGUUUCCUCUGUAUCCGCUGCAUUUGUUUACUUUUUUAUGGCUGGGUAUGAAAAAGAGGAGCUUCUCCACAAACACUUACCUUGGGGCUUUUUUCUUACCAUGUUUGGCAUGGGAGCAAUGGUGGUGGCAUUCAUGACCGGCAUGUACGCUGUGCUACCACGUUUCUCUUGGCUUCCCAUCCCUGUUUGUGUCCUCUGCUGCUGCUUUUUCCUCGUCUUCUAUCAUUGCUACCACCACGGUGCAGCUGAAGAUGGUAGCCGAGCUGAGAUCGCGUGCAUGGAUAAUACUUUGUACAAGGCCGCAGCAGAAGGCCGCACCAAUGAAGAUAAACAUCUCUCUUCCUUAAGAAGGGCAGGUGAAACCCAUUUGAUAGUGGCAGCACUUAUAGCAACCGUAACCUUUGCGGCAGGACGGAGCAAUCUGAAAGGAGACACCCCACUUCACCUUGCAGCAAGAGAAGGGCAUUCAACAGUCGUGGAAGCUCUAAUUGAAGCGGCAAAAGCACUUCCCGAUGAGAUUGAAAGUGGGGUUGGAGUAGAUAAGGCCAUUCUGAGGAUGACCAAUGAAGGGAAAGACACAGCCUUGCAUGAGGCAGUGAGGUAUCAUCACCCUGAGGUGGUGAAGUUAUUGAUUGAAGAAGACCCUCAGUUUACCUAUGGUCCUAAUAUUUCUGGUGGAACGCCUCUUUACAUGGCGGUGGAGCGAGGACAUGAAGACUUGGUGCAAAUAAUCAUAGAAAACACUAGCACUUCACCAGCUUACAGUGGCAUCUUGGGUAGAACUGCUUUGCAUUCUGCUGUAAUUCGGUAUGACAAAGACAUAAUAGCAAAGUUAUUAGAAUGGAAGCCAGCUCUAACCAAAGAAGUGGAUGAAAAUGGUUGGUCUCCCCUUCACUUUGCUGCCCACUUUGGUUAUACUAGGAUUGUGAAGCAAUUACUAGACAAAUCACAUAAAUCUGUAGCUUACCUCGGAAUCAAACCUGGCAAGGAAACCGCCCUUCACCUUGCAGCUAUCCGUGGCCAUAAAGACAUAGUAGAGCUGCUGCUGUCUUACUAUCCAGAUUGUUGCGAGCAGGUUGAUGAUAACGGCAAAAAUGUUCUUCACUUUGCCAUGAUAGUGAGAGGACUUUUAAAUGAGAAGGAUGCUCAAGGAAAUACACCCCUCCACCUGCUUGCUUCUUACCUAGUUGAUGAUGAAGAAUUUGUAUUGGAUGAUAAAGUGGAUAAGAUGGGGCUCAACAAUAAAAACUUAACCCCCAAGGACAUAGUUUCGAGACCCACCGACACUUGGCUGCAAAAGGUUAACAAAACUAAGGAAGCGGGUAGUGGACCCUUACGUUGGGUCACGGAUAACAAGGAAGACAAUGAUAGUAGUGAAAGCAAAUACAAGACAGACAAUAUUCUCAUCUCUAAGUUGAAGAGAAAAGGUGAAACUCAUUUGAUAGUGGCAGCACUUGUAGCAACUGUAACCUUUGCGGCUGGCUUCACCUUGCCUGGUGGUUACAAUGAGAAUGAUGGUAAGGCAACCCUAGCAAAGAAAGCAGCUUUCAAAGCAUUUGUUGUCACGGAUGCUUUAGCCAUGGUUUCCUCUGUAUCAGCUACUUUUGUUUACUUUUAUAUGGCUGGGUAUGAAGAAGUGGAGCUUCUCCACAAACUCUUUAGAUGGGGCUUUUUUCUCACCAUUUUUGGCAUGGGGUCAAUGGUGGUGGCAUUCAUGACCAGCAUGUAUGCUGUGCUACCACAUUUCUCUGGGCUUCCCAUCCUUGGGGAUCAUUGGAUAUUGAGCCUUCCAGUGACCCUUACGCUUACAAUAGCUACAUUCAGCCAUGACAACCCAUGA
Molecule: messenger RNA, 3309 nt
Organism: Vitis riparia (riverbank grape)
Lineage: Eukaryota; Viridiplantae; Streptophyta; Magnoliopsida; Vitales; Vitaceae
Product: ankyrin-1-like
Exons: 9
Coding region: 1-3309 (1102 amino acids)
Cellular component (GO): plasma membrane
Molecular function (GO): protein phosphatase regulator activity; protein phosphatase 1 binding
Source: RefSeq, a predicted model, not a curated record